AUGGCGCCUGGCCAGGCAAACGGCUCCCUGCACGCAAACCAGCAGCGUGAGCCUCUGCGCACCAUCACUAAUCUCCGGCGGUGGUCAAUUCUAAAUAAGGAGAUUCCAGCCGUGUCACAGGUCAAGGCCGUCCACGUUUACGACUUCGACAACACGCUGUUUAUGAGCCCUCUGCCGAAUCCGCAGCUAUGGAAUGGGAGUACGAUCGGUUUCCUGCAAGCGUACGAGAGCUUCGCCAACGGAGGGUGGUGGCAUGAUCCGAAUCUACUGGCGGCGACGGGAGAAGGGGUGGAUAUUGAAGAGCCACGCGCAUGGGAAGGGUGGUGGAAUGAACAUAUUGCGCGACUCGUGAGCUUGAGCAUGGAACAGAAAGACGCUCUUACCGUCCUGCUUACUGGAAGAAGCGAAAAUGGGUUCGCAGAGCUGAUCAAGCGGAUUGUGGCAAGCAAGAAGCUGGAUUUCGAUCUCAUCUGCCUGAAGCCCGAGGUUGGACCCAACAGUGAACAGUUCGCGUCGACGAUGAACUUCAAGCAGUCUUUUCUUGAAGACUUGAUUCUCACCUACCAGCAGGCCGACGAAAUUCGUGUCUAUGAAGAUCGUCCGAAGCACACGAAAGGGUUUCGCGAGUUCUUCGAACAACUUAACAGGAAAUUUCAAUCCUCACAGGGCUCUCUUUUGAGAAUGCCGAUCCAUGCUGAAGUGAUCCAGGUUGCAGAAGGCUGCGCCUACCUCUCUCCCGUAACAGAGACUGCCGAAGUGCAGCGUAUGAUCAACUCUCAUAACUUGAUCCUUCAGAACCAGUCCCUGAACAGAUCGAAGUCGCCUUUUGGUCGGCUUCGAAUCAAGCGCACUAUAUUUUACACUGGAUAUCUCAUUUCCAGCGUUGAUGCCACUCGGUUGAUCAACCAAGUGCUAACUCCCAUUCUGCCCCCGGGCCUUGCUGAAUCCAAUGACAUCAAGUACAUGGCUAACAGUAUCCUCAUUACCCCGCGUCCGGCGCAAAAGACCAUCCUUGACAGGGUUGGCGGACUAGGCAAAAAACUGACCUGGCAGAUCACUGGCACCGGUAACUUUGAAAACAGAGUAUGGGCUGCCCGGGUGUCUCCGAUCCCUCACGGCCAGCAGGUGUACACAGAAAAUCCCAUCCCCGUGAUUGUACUCGCGAUCCGCAAGGGUGCCCGCCCCAUUGAUGCAGGGAAAAUACAUAACUGGCAUCCCAUCCCGGCUGAUCGCGACCUUACCGUCGAAACGGUCAUCGGCGAGAAGAUGGUUCUCCGUGUCGAGCAGGACAACCCUCAUGAAGGAGAAUGGGAGAGUCAAUUCAUGAAUAAGAGCCAUAAACGGCGUCACCAGCAGGAACGCGAUGAAGACAUCCUGUAUCCGCAGUCCAGAGCUCCGUCUGCGCCAAAUGCUUCUUCUUUCCACCCCCCUGAAGGCCCUUCUUAUUACAAUCCAAGAUCCAAUAAUCACUACUCACGCCAUGAUUACCACGACGACGGACCGCUGCCUCGACGUGGCGGCUCCAGUCGGGGUCGGGGUCGUGGCAACAGCCGCGGCAGAGGCGGCCGCGGACGUGGCAGAGGCCGUGGUAAUCGAGGAGGAGCAGCAGGAGGAGACCAAUCCGGCCCUCCUGGCGGGUAUCGAUCCCUUGACGACUAUGGUGGCUUCGAGCCUGGAAAUGAUGACAAACGUGGUGGACCUAACGGCGGUGCGCCAGUGAUGAACUACUGA
Molecule: messenger RNA, 1731 nt
Organism: Penicilliopsis zonata CBS 506.65
Lineage: Eukaryota; Fungi; Ascomycota; Eurotiomycetes; Eurotiales; Aspergillaceae
Exons: 5
Coding region: 1-1731 (576 amino acids)
Biological process (GO): box C/D sno(s)RNA 3'-end processing; rRNA methylation
Cellular component (GO): small-subunit processome; box C/D methylation guide snoRNP complex
Molecular function (GO): RNA binding; rRNA methyltransferase activity; histone H2AQ104 methyltransferase activity
Source: RefSeq, a predicted model, not a curated record